AUGACUCACGUGCGUUAGUCUCAUUAGAAAUUUUAAUGUGACCACUUUUAUUCCUAGAAUUCUUUUUUCUGUCCUUUAAAUUAUUAUUAAACACCUUUGUUCGCAAUUACAUUGUUUGUUGCUAAUUUAACUCAAUCCGAUAGCAACCGUAAUACACGACUUUUUACCUCCAAAAAUCCCACUCUUUAUUUUGAUAUACUGCGUAGUUUUCCCAAUUUCCUUUCCAACGCUAAAAAUACUUUUGGAAAUUAACUAUACGUAUAGGUCAGCGCUUUCCAAGAAUUUUUGUGUAUUACACAACAUUAUGUAAAUCGCCUAACGACUUGUUCUAUCAAUAAAACGUGCGGCUGAAAACGUGGAAAGAUGCACGUGAAACCAAUCACGUUGUUAAGUCUUACCACUACGUAAUCGAUUUUCUCGAACUUGUGGAUGUGCCCUAAGUGAUUCAUAUCCGUUCUCGAAUUCUUGGCGGUUGCUUAAGCCCGUGUAUCAUCAUAAUUGUAGAGGGGCUUAGGCAAUGACCUCUCCAAGGAUAUUACGAUUAAAGUAUAAACAUCUCUAAUAGCGUGCUUCAACAGAUGUUCUAAAUCAAAGGAUAAUGGUUGCCGAACUAAUGGGCCGAGGUCAAAGUGGGUCUCCAGUGAAUGGUGAAAUACCCCACGUGAAUUCCAGUAUGCCAGCCAGUCACGGACACGAGGGGUUAUUAACCAGCCCCGCUCCCUCUCCAGAUGCAGACAGCUAUCAGGCAUAUAAUUUAUCACAACAAAUGAAACACAAAGAAUUAUUCUCACAAAGAAAACAGCGCGAAUUCAUACCAGAUAGCAAAAAAGACGACAGCUACUGGGAUCGGCGCAGAAGAAACAACGAAGCCGCAAAACGUUCAAGAGAAAAACGCAGGUUCAACGAUAUGGUCCUAGAACAAAGGGUUGUUGAACUAACCAAAGAAAACGCCAUCCUCAAAGCACAACUGGAUGCCAUCAGGGAAGAGUUCGGGAUCUGCGGUGAUAACGUCGUUUGCGUGGAAAAAGUAAUGGCAAACAUGCCAACCAGUGAACAAGUAUUAACCCUAACAAAACGUCCAAAACUAAUCAACCCAUCCGCUAUGUUCGGUCACCCCAGUCCCAGCCCCAUCCCCACAUCUGUGAUUCACCAACCCGUUCUCGCCCCAUCCCCACCGCCUAUACCUCACCCGCACCACAACAUGAUGCACCACCCCGCCUCCCACCACGAAUCACCCUACAGAGAACACCCCGAUUACAAUCCCUACUUCCCCGCCUUCCAUCCAACUCCAAUCUGUGAUUCCAACAGUGCCCUUAACCUUUCAAGAUCUCGAUCAAGACCCCAGUCGCCCUACGAAAUCUCCAGUAAUUCCGGAGACGAAGGUGCACCGAUGGCUUUAACGACAGAAGUGAACAACAGCCUCCCUCUAAAGCUUCGCCACAAAUCGCAUCUAGGCGACAAAGACGCGGCGACAGCCUUGCUAUCCCUCCAACACAUUAAACAAGAACCAAACCUUCGAGCCAGCCCCUCGUGGGACGCCGAGGGUUCAAGUGACGAGCGCGAUUCCGGCAUAUCCUUAGGGGGCGAAUGGUCGGCCUCCCAAGCGGCGGCCACCUUACAAAGCCUUCAAAAACAAUCUCAAGCCACCCUACAGGAUGCGGAACGAGAUCCCCAAACCAAAAACAGACUGCAUUCAGAAAUCGUACGUUUAUCGUCCGAAGUCGCGCAUCUCAAAUCAAUAAUGAUCCGCAAGGAUUCGAACGGAAAACACUAGGUGUUGUUACACUAAAAUUAAUUGUUGUGAUUACCAAAGGGCCACCCGCCCAAUAUCAGCGUGUUAUUUUAGUUUAUGGAUAUUAAAUACCGCUUGUCAAAGUUCCAUUUUUAGUGCUAAGUAUUUAUUGUGAGGAGGUGACGAUGCUGAUUAACAAUUUGGGGCAACUUUCGAGGCAUUUUCACUUUACGCAUUAAAUACUGUUUUUUUAUCGAUCGACUUUGUUGUUGCGGAUAUAUUCCUAUCAUUAUCGUUGUUCUUAUUUCAGAUAUAACCUAAUUAUAAAGUGUAUUAUUGUUUCGCUUAUAACUUUACAUUUUUCGCCAAUGUAUUCGUUGUAAGCAUCAUCAUUGCAUCACCAAAUCGAAUCAUUUCACCUCAUCUUAUUAUUAUAAUUAUUAUUAAUGUACCUAUUUAUUUUUAGUUGGAAAUGUGUGAUUUUGUAAUUAUUUAUCUUAGAGUUAAUAAUUUACAUUAUUUAUAAUAAAUUAUAUUUACUUUUGUUAUGGGCAGAUUAUCUGUUUAUGCAAUAAUAUCUAAAUGAGAAAAAUCGUCCAUUAAAAUACUUCAAAUUAAA
Molecule: messenger RNA, 2351 nt
Organism: Photinus pyralis (common eastern firefly)
Lineage: Eukaryota; Metazoa; Arthropoda; Insecta; Coleoptera; Lampyridae
Exons: 2
Coding region: 599-1774 (391 amino acids)
Biological process (GO): regulation of DNA-templated transcription; circadian rhythm
Cellular component (GO): nucleus
Molecular function (GO): DNA-binding transcription factor activity; DNA binding
Source: RefSeq, a predicted model, not a curated record